Umbelopsis ramanniana AG is the source of this 1489-nucleotide messenger RNA. RefSeq lists its product as uncharacterized. Gene Ontology annotation, cellular component: nucleus. NCBI's taxonomy places the organism in Eukaryota, Fungi, Mucoromycota, Umbelopsidomycetes, Umbelopsidales, Umbelopsidaceae. The coding region runs from base 35 to 1489 and encodes 484 amino acids. The record is from RefSeq and is a predicted model, not a curated record. Gene Ontology annotation, biological process: rRNA base methylation. The transcript has 9 exons. Gene Ontology annotation, molecular function: 23S rRNA (adenine(1618)-N(6))-methyltransferase activity.
UUUGGUUUACGCUAUUGAGACACCUCAUUCCAACAUGUCAAAUUCUACUGCCUUGGCAUCCGCCCCAAAACGCACACGAGAGCAGUAUGUUGCAAUUGACCUUGGCGAAAACAUGCAUGAGCGAAACAUAUAUCGAAAUAACCGACCUGAUUUCAAAGCACUUGCGGAGGAAUUUCCUAGUAUUAAGGACUUUGUACAUUAUUCAGAAAACGGUAGCGCCUAUAUCGAUUUUAAGAAUGCCGAAGCUUCAAGGGCAUUGACCCAGUGUCUUUUUAAAAAAGACUUUAAUUUGGAUGUCGAGAUUCCCGAAAAUACCUUAUGUCCUCCUAUCCCGAAUCGACUGAAUUAUAUUUUAUGGAUAGAGGACUUGCUCUCAGAAUCGCAUAUCAAACUGACUGCGGUGCGUGGUAUCGAUAUCGGAGUUGGGGCAUCGUGCGUGUAUCCUUUGCUUGGGUGCGCAACUAACAAAUCAUGGCAAUUCAUUGGAACCGAGGUGGACGCGGAAAGUGUCAAAUCGGCAAGAAGGAAUGUGAAUCGAAACGAUUUGCAUGGUCAAAUCACAAUAUAUCAUAAUCGUGAUAGGUCACGAACACUCCCCUUGGACAAACUUGAGAGUGAAGGAAUUAUAUCGCCUAAUGACGAGUUUGCCUUCAGCAUGUGCAAUCCACCAUUUUACGGGAGUAGUGAUGAAAUACAAGCUGGUAUUGACAAUAAGAUAGACGAUCCUGCAGCUGUUUGUACUGGCACAGAGAGCGAAAUGAUUACUGAAGGCGGAGAAGUGCAAUUCAUUACAAAUAUGAUUGAAGAAAGUUUAAAAUGGAAAAAUCGAAUCAAGUGGUAUACCACUAUGAUAGGAAAAGGAGAAACGCUGGGCAAGAUUCGACAAAAAUUAAUGGAAAACAAGGCAAGUGCUUAUUGUGGUAAUGGGAAGGGAAAGGAAGACAGCAACCACGCUAAACCACCUGAUUAUCCAACAGAUCGACAACUUUACUGUGACCGAAUUCAAUCAAGGCCGCACGAAAAGUUUUCAUACAAUAAGGAUGGACCAGUAACAAAGAAAAUACGACUCGCACAAGCACCCAAAUCGCAAUUUUCUACCCAGCUGCCGUGCGAUGCAGCCAAAGCACAGGAAGACAUAUUGGAGAUAUUGAAUGAUCUAAAUGCCAGUCAAUUAGCUGUUACGUCAGAAUGUAUUUCCGGAUCGAUGGUGUCAAAUACAUGGUCACGCAAAGCACGGCGUCAGCGUGCACAUAAUGCAAAUGCAACCAAAAAAGACGACAUAGCUGAGGUGUCAGCGGAAAUACUGUUUACUUUCAAAUUUGAUAUUCAAGAAGUUGACAGAGACAACACCAAUGUCAUUGCAACUUGGACAAAAGGGAAACAACGUGAAGUGUUUGAAAGUUUCUGGAAUCAUGUAAAAAAGAGGAUACUCCAAGAUUUUGGGAUUGUUCAAGGUGAUAGGUAUAAACCUCAUGGAGUCGACGCAUAA